GCGAGUGCAGAAUAACAAUCCCAAUAAAAUUUAUAACCCUGAUAACCCAGGAUACAAUAUCCAUGUGGUUGAUCCACCUGUUAUUGGAGCUGAUCUUAGAUCCCACAAGGGUUUACAUCUUAGUAAAACAAGGGUGCAGAACUCACAGUCCGGUUUGAAGAAAGUAGGUCGUGAUCGCCCACGCGAUCCCCGAUCCUCCCAACUGAUCCCCUCAUCCUCCACGUCGUCCAGGAGGCCGACAGUGGCGCAUUACCUUCUUCAUCUACAAGAUCAUCGGAUUGGAGUGCCGAGUCGCGAUUAACGAACGUCGUGUGACGUUGAUCUAAUCUGAGGAACAUUUCCUCCUGAGAAUUUUCCUUUUCUACUUGCUACCACUCUAGCACACGUUCUCUUCGGAUAUUCUUUUUGGAGAUAGAACAGAGGAACCAUGCCCGGUGCAGGGGGGCAACAGCCACCCCAGAGAACGACCUUUAGACCACCCUGGGUCAAGGAUGGUCCCAACCCUCUGCCCAUGCCUUCGGCGCCCUGGACACUCAAUUCCAGAAGAGAUCCCAAGCCGAAAACCGAUGAACCGCCGGCAUUUACACAAGUCACUCUCAAGAGUGUGCCAAAGCCGGUGGAGGCGGCGCCUGCGGAGGCGCCAGUUCGCAAGCAAAGUAAAAUAACAAUAAUACCCUCGCAACCGAACAGCGAGAGAUCCUCCGAGCCGAAGAGUAAUACACAGCCAACGAGUUUGUCGAGGACCCGUGAAAAUGGACGCCACGAAUCCUCUAGGCCACAGCUGGAGCGACAAGUUCGGGUGGAGAAGUCUAGAUCAAGGAGCGACGUCGUGCCCUUGUCAAAAAGUGAAAGCACUACGGGUGCACCAACUCUUUCGAAAAGUUCCUCCAGAGCGGCUAUUCCUCCUCCACCACCACCAAGGCCACCACCUCCACCUCCUUCAAGGAACAUCAUAAAGGAUUUACCUCCUCUUAGUGAAAAACAGCAGAUGACAUUGGAGAUGCUGAAGUCCAGACCCAGGAAGCGUCCUGAUUGGGCUAGUAUGAUGAAGGAGGUCGAAGGGGGAAGAAAGCUGAAGCAUGUCAGAUGUAAUGAUAGAAGUGCACCCUUAAUUGAGAGGGUCAAUAAAGUCACAGCUGAUCCAGCAGGGGAUGCUCACUUUGUAUUUGAGUCCGAAAAAUCGAAUACGUACAAUAAAUUACUCCAGCAAAUUCAGGAAGGCGUUAAGCUUAAGAGCGUCAAGACAAAUGAUCGAUCCAAACCGAUGCUUCAGGGUCUCAGGAAGUUCCGCAGGCAACUCACGAUAGAGGAACAAAUACAAAAAGCAGAAGAGGCGCCCGUCGAAGAAACUGUACCUGACGAGAUGGAUGACAUUGAUGCCGUCCGAGACGACCUUCAGAGUACUAAGCAAAUGCUCGCUUUGGAACUUAGGAACAAGGAAGCUCUUGAGAGAGAAAAUAAGAGGCUACAGGCGAGACUUCUCAAUCUGGAAGUUGAACUCGAGCGCGAAAAAGCUCAAAAGAGUGUACAGGAGUACAAAAAACAGGACGAAAAAUUGGCCGAGUCCUUGAGAAACGAGGCUAAACAGGCUAGACAGGAUGCAGAGAGACUUGAGAAGAAUUACGCUACGGCUGCCGAGGAACGCGACAAGGCUAAGAACGAACUGGAAGAGAUGAAGCGCAUGUAUGCUGCUUUAGAAAGGCGCAUGAAAGCUGAGUUAGGGGUAGAGUCAGAAGUAGAACCCAUAAUAGAGUUAGCAGUAGAUAGCGUAGACGUGGCGUGGUACGAUGUUUCAGGAAUGGCUCUCGCUGGAUGUCCAAGCGCAAAGGACGUAGCCAGGGUGGCAUCUCAAAAGAGCGUCGAUAAACCUGAAUACGAGAGCGAAGAAGAAGAAGAAGAGGAAAGCUCUGAAGAAGAGGAAGAAGACGAUCCCAAUAUGGCUGCUGAGAAGCGGUUACAGAGAGAAUUGAAGUUACUCAACACGAAAAUCAAGAGUUUCAAGGACAAGGCCAUCAAUGCCAGAAAGGAGAGACACGCCCUGAAAGACCAAAUAAAACAACAGCAGAAAAUGCUUCGGGAUGAAAAAAAGAAAUUCAAGCACUUACAAAAAGAAGUUGACAAGAUGGCUAAACUGAUGGGAGAUGCUGAGGAUGAGGAAGAAGAAGAGGAGGAAGAGGAGGAGGAAGAAGAGACUGAAUCAGAAGAUGAAUCAGAAUCAGAGGAAUCUGAAGAUGAAGAAGAAUCUGAAACUGACGACGAGGAUGAUUCCGCAGAAAAGCGCAAGAAUGAUUUACAGAUACGAGUAAAGAGGCACGAGGGUAGACUUGCAGCGUUGAAAAAGGGUAAUUAUUUAUUGAAAGCACAGGUGGAUCGCCUCAAAGAUGACUUAGCAAAGCAACGAGAAGAGAGUAUUACCCUACAGGAGGAUUUGGAUUCCGUACUGGCAGAGUUAGGAUAAUAAGAUAGAUCUUGGAUUAUCAUAAUUGCACUUAUAAAUACAACAAUGUACACAUACACACACA
This is a messenger RNA of Cephus cinctus (wheat stem sawfly), 2522 nucleotides long. RefSeq names its product DNA ligase 1 (gene sals). Gene Ontology annotation, molecular function: actin binding. NCBI's taxonomy places the organism in Eukaryota, Metazoa, Arthropoda, Insecta, Hymenoptera, Cephidae. The transcript is spliced from 8 exons. Bases 428 to 2458 code for a protein of 676 amino acids. The record is from RefSeq and is a predicted model, not a curated record.